Ochotona curzoniae (black-lipped pika) is the source of this 1339-nucleotide messenger RNA. RefSeq names its product replication factor C subunit 4 (gene RFC4). The coding region runs from base 171 to 1265 and encodes 364 amino acids. The transcript has 11 exons. Gene Ontology annotation, cellular component: DNA replication factor C complex; nucleus. Gene Ontology annotation, molecular function: ATP hydrolysis activity; DNA binding; ATP binding. Lineage: Eukaryota; Metazoa; Chordata; Mammalia; Lagomorpha; Ochotonidae. Gene Ontology annotation, biological process: DNA repair; DNA-templated DNA replication. The record is from RefSeq and is a predicted model, not a curated record.
GGCGGGAACUGAGGCGGCCGUGGACCUCGCCGGGAUCCGAGUCUACUGGGCCCGUUCCUCUCGACUUGGGGAACGCGGCGGAGGCCUCGCGACCACUUCCUCUCCCGGACAGCCCAGGAGCAAGCCGGCAGCGCGAGAAGGAAGCAGCAGCUGGGCAGCGUGAAGCAGCCAUGCAGGCCUUUCUCAAAGGCACGUCUCUCAGCACUAAACCCCCACCGGCCAAGGAUCGAGCAGUGACUGCAGCUGCAGGGAGCAGCGGAGAAGCCAAGAAGGCCAAACCCGUGCCCUGGGUGGAGAAAUAUCGCCCAAAGUGUGUGGAUGAAGUUGCCUUCCAGGAAGAAGUGGUUGCUGUGCUGAAAAAGUCUUUAGAAGGAGCUGAUCUUCCUAAUCUCUUAUUUUAUGGGCCACCUGGAACUGGGAAAACAUCCACUAUUUUGGCAGCAGCUAGAGAACUCUUUGGGCCUGAACUUUUUCGCUUAAGAGUCCUUGAAUUAAAUGCUUCAGAUGAACGUGGAAUACAAGUAGUUCGAGAGAAAGUGAAAAAUUUUGCUCAGUUAACUGUUUCAGGAAGCCGUUCAGAUGGGAAGCCGUGUCCUCCUUUUAAGAUUGUGAUUCUGGAUGAAGCAGAUUCUAUGACCUCAGCUGCUCAAGCAGCAUUACGACGCACCAUGGAGAAAGAGUCAAAAACCACCCGGUUCUGCCUCAUCUGUAACUAUGUCAGCCGAAUAAUAGAACCUCUGACCUCUAGGUGUUCAAAAUUCCGCUUCAAGCCCCUGUCAGAUAAAAUCCAACAGCAGCGAUUAUUGGAGAUUGCUGAGAAGGAAAAUGUUAUGAUUAGCAAUGAGGGAAUAGCUUAUCUUGUUAAAGUAUCAGAAGGAGACCUAAGAAAAGCCAUUACAUUUCUUCAAAGUGCUACUAGACUCACUGGUGGAAAGGAGGUCACAGACAACGUUAUCACAGACAUUGCUGGGGUGAUACCAUCAGGUACAAUUGAUGGAAUAUUUGCUGCAUGUCAGGGUGGCUCCUUUGACAGACUGGAAACUGUGGUAAAGAACUUAAUAGAUGAGGGUCAUGCAGCAACUCAGGUUGUAACUCAGCUUCAUGAUGUAGUUGUGGAAAACGCCAACCUUUCUGAUAAUCAAAAGUCCAUCAUUACAGAAAAACUUGCUGAAGUUGACAAGUGCCUGGCAGAUGGUGCGGAUGAACACUUGCAAUUGAUCAGUCUUUGUGCAACUGUGAUGCAGCAACUAACUCAAAACUGCUAAUGCUUAAUUUUUUAUGGCAAAAUAAAAAGUCAAGAACCUUAAAGUGAAUAUACAAUUUAUUUAACAUUCAAACU